Molecule: messenger RNA, 2424 nt
Organism: Drosophila biarmipes
Lineage: Eukaryota; Metazoa; Arthropoda; Insecta; Diptera; Drosophilidae
Gene: Sox21a
Product: transcription factor SOX-14
Exons: 3
Coding region: 360-1496 (378 amino acids)
Biological process (GO): anatomical structure morphogenesis; positive regulation of transcription by RNA polymerase II; cell differentiation
Molecular function (GO): DNA-binding transcription factor activity, RNA polymerase II-specific; RNA polymerase II cis-regulatory region sequence-specific DNA binding
Source: RefSeq, a predicted model, not a curated record
UCCAGCGGAUAAGAUACUCCCCAAGUUCGUAGGUUGAGGAUUCCAAAAUUACUGAACUGUUUGGAAAGUAUUUGAGAAUGGAUGUCUGUGCACACGUGUAUUUUUAAGAGAUCAAAAGUGAUCAGAUAUAAAUUAAAACGAACGAUCGCGUUGAAAACUCUUGUGAACUGUAAUAGUUAAUCGUGUGAAGAGUAUCUACUGGAAUUUAAAUUUAAAAGGUGUUAAAGUGGAACUUAAAAACAGAGAUAUUUAUUAAUUUCAAGGGCCCGAGGAGCAGCAGUACCACCUGAUAAUUACCACCUGCAAGCCCGCAUUGAGGUCCCAUUGGAGCCGCCGCCAUUGAAGAGCCCCCCGGAACCAUGGCGAGCAUCUCGGCGCUGCUCCACCGGAGUCACAGCCACAGCAAUGGGUACACCAGCAGCGGGAGUAGCAAUCACAGCCACAGCAGCAGUCUCUCACCGCAGUUGCCCGGCAUCAAUUUGGGUCUGGGCAUGGUCGGAGGUGCGGGAUCGGGGUCGGGAAACACCACCCCGCCAAUAUUGCCGCCAGUUGACCUCGCCAACCCAGCAUCUGCUCCUGCCACACCAGUGGCGCCGCCCAAAAUGCACCACCAGCACCACCCGCACCACCACGCCAGCUCCCAUUCGAAUCCUGGAUCCCAUCACAGCAGCAACGGCAACAACGGCCACGACCACAUUAAGCGACCAAUGAACGCCUUCAUGGUGUGGUCGCGGGGGCAGCGCCGCAAAAUGGCCCAGGACAAUCCAAAAAUGCACAAUUCCGAAAUAUCGAAGCGCCUGGGCGCCGAGUGGAAAUUACUCACCGAAGGACAGAAGCGUCCAUUCAUCGACGAGGCAAAACGAUUGCGGGCCCUGCACAUGAAAGAACAUCCCGACUACAAGUAUCGACCACGUCGCAAGCCCAAGACGCUCAACAAGUCACCAGUGCCGGGUGGUGGUGGUGGAGGUGCUGGCGGAGGUCCCAAUGGUGGUGCCAAUGGUGGUAGUAAUCCGGGUUCCGGAGGUCCAGGAUCCGCUGGCUCCCCCAAGGACAUGCAGCCCCAGUUGUCGCCUUUGGGCCAGAGCAUGCCCCAUCUCCAUGGCCAUCACCACCAGUCGUCUUAUCCACCGCAUCCACACCACCCGCAUCCCCAUCCCCAUCAUGUCCAGCUGGCGGCCGCCACCCUGAGUGCCAAGUACGGAUUUGGAUCGCCACUGGAGUUGUCCCUGCCCCGCCUGCCGAACGCCUUCCCCGGCCUCGCCCACUAUCCGCUGGAUCCCACGUUGGCCCUGGACCUGCAGGCCCGCCUCCAGGCCAUGUACGCCGGCUCCAUCUACCACCCGUGGCGGUAUCUGCCGCUGAUCAGCCCGGAAACACCGCCCUCCCCGCCCAGCAGCAGCGGCACCGGCAUCUCAUCCUACGGCUGCGUCAAGUCGGAGAAGUCCUCUCCCAAUGCGGUAGUUGCCACCACGGCCAGUCCGCCCAACAUCAUUUGACCGACUCCUCUGCGCUUCGGCGCCGGCACAGCCUCAUCCGCAGAGCACGUGGUCUAGGAUGGGUAAUCUCUAUCGAUCACAUUCAAUAGCCCAUCCGGAAUCGGCCACUUGGUCACCCCGCCCCGCGAGUUAAAAGUCCUAAUGUUAGAGCCUAGUGUUAGUCGAAUAUUUGUGCGUGUCUUUAGUUGCAAGAGUUAUGUUUCGGGUUCUGAUUUCAAUUCUGCCAGCUAAAGUUAUUAUUUAAAAUGGUAUGGGUAAGCGGCUAUAUAAAUUUUUGGUGAAAAUAUUUUAUCUAGACUUUUAUUGAGGGUUUCCUUAGAUGUUCCACAAGAAACUAUCUAAAAUAAUAUUUAAAAUCUCAAAUUCGUAAUUGGCUUUUCUCAGAUUUCAACCAUUUUUAUGAUUAUUUUUCUUGAUUACCUAAAACUACAAUACAAACCGUACCAGUUGCUUUAUAAAACUUUAAAUGAGUUUCCGAAAUUAAAAUUAUUAACCUUACUUUCCUCAAACUAUUAGUAUUAGUAAUUAAAUUUUCCUUUAGGACUAAGCAUUUUAUUGAUAUAUUGUUAUUUGAUUAAUAAAAGCAAUAAAUAGGGCUUAAAAAUCUUUUUAAACUUAUUAAAAUUUUUGAACUACGGCCUUGAUUUAAAAUUCAAAAAAAUUGUGUGUUACAUUCAGUUUUUUUGUUCUUUAAUUUUAAUUUAAUUUUAGUUUCCCUAAACUUCGUUAUCAUAUUUUUGAACCCAAGCAAAUUGCUUUGUAGUACAUUAUUUUUGUUAAGGCAUCAAGAACAUGUCCAAUUUUAUGUAAUAUAUGAUUAUAAAACUAUACUUUAAUGUGAUAAACGAAAAAGAGCAGAAAAUGAAUUAAAAACUGUGAGAAAAUAAACGAUUUUUAACUAGCGCACUGGAGUAAAAGCACGAAAAUU